AAUACCAUGAAUCUCGAUGCUCAUAUGUUUCAUGAAAGACAAGAACUACAUGAACAAUACUUGGAUGCAGUUGCAGCAGCUACAAAUGAUAUAGACAAUGGGGACAAUAAUAACAACCUACUGGAUCAUACAAGAGGUCCUUCUCCUAGUUCUCAACCUUCUAUCAAAACUGAUACACACAAGGAACACUUACCUCCUUUCUCUGCCAACCGUGCUGUCAUGAGUUUUUAUGAACUUUAUGAAACAAAAACUAGAUAUUAUAUUGUAGGUACUGAUCAGUCAAAACAACGGUAUCGUGUUCUUCAAAUCCAUCGAACUAAUCCAAAAGACCUUGUGGUAAUUGAAGAUGAUGUUGUAUAUACGGAACAAGAAAAGACAAAGUUACUCAAUAUGAUUGAAGAUGGUAAUCUAUCUGUGGGCGGACUCCAUCUAGUACCUAUGCGGAUUUAUGGCAUUAUUGGCUUCAUUCGAUUUACACAAGGUUGGUAUAUGAUUUUUAUUACUAAAAGGAAACAAGUAGCUCUUCUUGGUGGACAUUAUGUAUAUCAUAUCGAUGAAACUCAACUAGUACCUAUUGGAUUACAAGUGAAAGUCGAUAAAAAUUCGGAUGAAGGAAGAUAUAUUGCUACUUUUCAAAACAUUGAUUUGACCAAGAACUUUUAUUUCUCUUAUACCUAUGAUAUUACAAAUACUUUACAAGUUAACAUGACAAGGACUCCCGAUUUGAAAAAUUCAACUACAACAUCCGAGAAAUCCCAAGACUCCAAUGCCAAUGAUAUGUUUGUAUGGAAUGAUUACUUGUUGAAGGCUGGUUUCAAAAAUAUAAAUACUAGAUCUGGUUGGAUUUUAAGAUUGAUCUAUGGUUUUGUUGAUCAAGCAAAAAUUUCAAUAUUUGGACGCAGCAUCAUUGUCACCUUGAUAGCAAGACGAUCUCGACAUUUUGCUGGUGCUCGGUUCUUGAAACGUGGCGUGAAUGACAAGGGGUUUGUUGCUAAUGAUGUUGAAACUGAACAGAUUGUUGCCGAAUUAUCUACCACAUCAUUCCAUUCUCAUGAUCGAUUGUAUGGUAAUCCUCAUUAUACUUCUUAUGUACAACAUCGUGGAUCAAUUCCUUUGAUUUGGUCUCAAGAUACAACUAACAUGUCUCCAAAACCUCCUAUUGAAUUGAAUGUUGUCGAUCCCUUUUUCUCUGCUGCUGCUCUACAUUUUGAAAAUGUUUUUCAAAGAUAUGGUACUCCUUGUAUAGCUUUGAAUUUGAUCAAGCAAAAAGAAAAAACCAAGCGAGAAUCUGUUCUUGGUGAAGAAUUCGCUGAAGCCAUUGCUUAUUUGAAUCAAUUUCUACCAGAUGACAAAAAGAUCAAGUAUAUUGCCUGGGAUAUGUCAAGAGCAUCAAAAAGUCAUGAUCAAGAUGUGAUUCGAUUUUUAGAACAAAUCGCUCAAGAAACAAUGGAAUCUACAGGAUUCUUCCACAGUGGAUCAAAAUUUGACAAAACUUCCACAACAGGCUCUUCACUAUCAUCACCUCAAUCUUUGCAACAUGGUGUACUACGAACAAAUUGUAUCGAUUGUCUAGACCGUACGAAUGCAGCACAGUUUCUCAUGGGAAAAUGUGCUUUGGGACAUCAGCUCUAUGCUCUGGGAAUUGUGACAUCUCCAUAUAUUGAAUUUGACUCGGAUGUGAUCAAUAUCUUUACUGAAAUGUACCAUGAUCAUGGUGAUACAAUUGCCCUCCAAUAUGGUGGAUCUCAUCUUGUUAACACUAUGGAAACCUAUAGAAAAAUCAAUCAAUGGACAAGUCAUCCUCGCGACAUGAUUGAAUCUAUUCGUCGGUUUUAUGCCAAUGCAUUUUCAGAUGCUGACAAACAAGAUGCAAUCAAUUUGUUCUUGGGAAAUUUUGUUACUAAGGAUGGUCAACCAAUGUUAUGGGAAUUGAAUUCAGACUAUCAUUUACACAAUCAAGAUCCUCGUAUCAAACCAAUACGUCGAGAUUACCGUAAUUGGUGCUCACCUUCUGUCUUAUCAUCCAAAAAAACUGAUACAAAUGCGGAUUCUUUCUAUAUACCAGUUGAAUGUCGAAUACCAGCUGAUCGUCCUGAAGAAGGGGAUCCAUACAAAGGCCAUUGGGAAGAAUACUACAAUCAUCAUCAAUAUACAACGUUGGAUCAACUUUUUGUCUUCAAUAUGAAUGGAACUUUGAAAUAUCGACCACCAAAAAUAUCCAUGUAUUCAAGAGAUGGAAAGAAAGAGUUGACACGUGCUGAAGCCAAAGAACUUAGCCCAUUUACAGUACGGACAACAUCAGCAAAUGGAAGAAGAGUAUCAGGCAUAAAUACGCAAUCUAAAGUAGAUAAUGACAUUGUGGACGGUGAAACAACUUACAAGGAAAAGAGUAUCCGGACUUUGGAAAAUAUCAUCAAUGCAAGUUUGGACCCAACUGUCAAUCCAACAGAAACAAAAGAAUAUCGCAGAUAUACCCAACAAUACCGAAGUAUCGAAAAACUUACUGCCACUAAUAGUGACAAUUAUGGAAAUGUCGACAACUUCCCAGAAUAUCAACAGUAUCUCAGCUAUAUACAUCGAAACCAUUUGGAUGAUCAUCCAUCAGCUAUCAAGACUCAAUCUAUUGAUGAAGAGAUGUUCAAGACUUAUGUACAUAUGCCAAAGCGUGCAGCUUCCGCUGAACUAGGUCAUCAUAGAGGUUGGACGGAUCAUCUACGGAAAAGAUAUGAAGGUUAUGGUAUCUAUCUCAAGACAGGUCGUUUCCCUCAAAACCAAGAUCAUCCACGAUUAUUAUUAAAAGCAGAUUCUUUUGUCAGUACACUUAGUAAUAGCAAUUUAGAUUAUUAGGUUUGUUUUAUCAAUUCAAUAAAACUUCUUUUUUUUUCUUUUC
Molecule: messenger RNA, 2890 nt
Organism: Halteromyces radiatus
Lineage: Eukaryota; Fungi; Mucoromycota; Mucoromycetes; Mucorales; Cunninghamellaceae
Product: polyphosphoinositide phosphatase
Exons: 12
Coding region: 7-2847 (946 amino acids)
Biological process (GO): phosphatidylinositol dephosphorylation
Cellular component (GO): intracellular membrane-bounded organelle
Molecular function (GO): phosphatidylinositol-3,5-bisphosphate 5-phosphatase activity
Source: RefSeq, a predicted model, not a curated record